AUGUUCUCCUCCGCUGGAUUCCAUCAGAAAAACGGCAACAAAAUACAGGUUAGAAUACAAUCGCUAAUGCAACAUACUGUAGAACGAAUAGUGAAAUCAUUGAAACACGAAAUCAAUCAAUAUAUGGAUGAAAAUAACCAGGACUUCGUCGAAAUGGUCCUUUUAAGUAGUUGGGGUAUGGACGGAUCUACGGGAUUCUCGCAAUACCAUCAAUCAUUCCCAGCCGAACACGAACAGAUCGCGCUGAAAAAGAAAGCCGAAGCAGCUGAAAAGGUGCUGAAAGAUGCGGCGGAGCAUACAGCAGUUGAGACACAGCAGGCACCCAAAAGUCCCCGAACCACUCGCACGGAAAAACGAGGAAGGGAUUCGCCUGGAGAGCAGGAAGGCACGAAAAAGCAACGGAACGUGCAAGACUUUGCCAGCGUUCUGAAGGAACGUGUCAAGGAUGGUGAGUGGCAGACCGUGGAAAACCAGCGGGAGAAGAGGAAGCAGCAGAAGGAGAAUGUGGAAAAGAGGAAGGAACAGAAGAAACAAGAAAAACGUCGUUCUCCUCGGGAGAGAGUUAAAGGUGAUGCCCUGAUCGUAGAAGCGAGCGAUAAAACGUCGUACGCAGCGAUCCUGAAGAAAGUGAGAGAGGACCCGGAGCUAAAAGACUUGGAAUCAGAUGCAGGAGCAGCGAACCCGUUCGCCACUAGUGGGUUGGUGAGAUCACCGCCACCAGUGACAGUAGUGCUACAGCAACAACAGCAGCAACGGCCAGGGCAGAGUGAGUUAAACAAGCCCUCACAAAAGCCGAAAAUAGUGGCAGCGAAGAAAUUGGUAGAAGAGCUUCACACUUUCGUGGAUGGGAGGAACAACGUCCAUAAGGAGAUUAAGGACAUGGUUCACAUGGCCGACGGAGCGGAGUGCGCAUUAGCGCUGACUAAGGCUCCUACUGUCUUAGCUCCGCCAGAACAUGGCCAUAUCGGCACAGUUCCGUUGUACUCCAAAAAGCAAGGGAAAGAGAAACUGGCUGGAGUGGGGAGUACAUCAGCCUCCAUGACUCCCAAAAGGGCCAGAACCUCGCCUGGAGACGGGAGGCCAGGCGGACUCAAGCGGCAAACGCGGGAGGACGCAGUCGAAGGAACAGACGCUACUUCACAGGGAGAAGGGUGGAGUACCGUAGUAGGCCAGAAGGAGAAAAGAAAUAGACAGUUGAAGCGAAAAGAGGCGAGAAAAAUGGAGCAGUACAAGAAAGGAAAGCCUCCGUUGCGUCAGAAACCGUCUAAGGGACAAGCCGUACUUGUCAAGGCCAAAGACGCUACGACGUAUGCAGCGCUCCUGAAGAAGGUUAGAGAGGAUCCGGAGCUGAGGGACUUAGGCGAGAACGUAGUAAGGACCAGGCGCACUCAAACCGGAGAGAUGCUCUUCGAGCUAAAGAAGGACCCUACGGUUGAUAGCUCGGUUAUGCAAGAGCGUAUUGCAAAAUCGCUGGGCGCAGAGGCGGAAGUUAAAUCCCUGACUCCAGAGAUGGUAAUAAUGUGCAGGGAUCUAGAUGAGAUCACGUCGGAUGAGGAGCUCAAGGAUGCACUAAAGUCACAGUGUAAUCUGGGUGAGGUGCAAAUGACUAUCCGAAUAAGGAAAGCAUACGGAGGCACACAAACAGCGAUGAUUCGUCUGCCAGUAACCGCUGCUAAAAAAGUUCUGGAGGUAGGCAAACUGACUGUUGGAUGGUCAAAAUGCCCAUUGAAAGCCGCCCCGCCAGUGAACAAACAAAUGGAGAGAUGCUUCAAAUGUUUGGGCUAUGGACACCGGGGAGGAGCUUGCAAAGGUCCGGACAGAUCCAACAAGUGUUGGAAAUGCGGAGAAACAGGUCAUUUUGCGAAAGACUGCACGCAAAGACCCAAGUGCAUGCUUUGCACACCAGAGGACGGAAAUGACCAUCAGACGGGUGGCUACAAAUGCCCUGUAUAUCAGAAGGCGAUCGCAGGUCAUCAGUAG
Messenger RNA from Armigeres subalbatus, 1980 nucleotides. Its product is annotated as caldesmon-like. The transcript has 4 exons. Lineage: Eukaryota; Metazoa; Arthropoda; Insecta; Diptera; Culicidae. The coding region runs from base 1 to 1980 and encodes 659 amino acids. Gene Ontology annotation, molecular function: nucleic acid binding; zinc ion binding. The record is from RefSeq and is a predicted model, not a curated record.